This is a messenger RNA of Ectocarpus sp. CCAP 1310/34, 2694 nucleotides long. NCBI's taxonomy places the organism in Eukaryota, Phaeophyceae, Ectocarpales, Ectocarpaceae. The record is from the annotation of a GenBank genome assembly.
AUGAGUGAUUUUUUUACUGAAACCUUGGCGGACUUCAGCUUUAAAGUCUUCUACUACGGAGACGAGCUUCCGGAUUUCUUUUGGAACCUCCACACCAGUGCCAACCUUUCAGCGCUGGGAGAGAAAAAACGGCCGAUUGCAGUUGGAGGGGUUUUGCGUCGCAUCAUCAGCGGCAGCUUCUGCCGCCAGUACAAGGGAGGAAUUGCGAACAUCUUCGAAGCAGCAAAUCAGUUCGGAGGUGGUGUUCCAGGAGGAGUUGAAAUAGUGGCUUCCACAGCAGCCCUCAGCCACCAGCAAGGCAGCACCAUUCUCUCCUUUGAUGGGAAAAACGCUUACAACAGCAUGCGCAGAUCUUCCAUCUUGCCAGCAGUGGCCACUCAUACGCCACACUUGGUGAAGUACUUCGGGAACAUCUACGCUCGAACCAAGGCGAAACUUCUGUUCAACGAAGAUGGUUCGAUCGAGGUUGUUGUUCUUUCACAGCGCGGAGUUCAACAAGGCUGCAAUUGGGGAGGGUUUGGCUUCUGUGUAGGACUUCUUGAUAUCAUGAAAGAGUUCAACAACAAGCCACCAGUGCCAGGAGUCAAACUCAUCGGAUACGUCGACGACCUCCAAGCACAUCUUCCACCAGGUUUGGCUAGGAACAUGCAGGCCAUAUCCACUGUAACGAAUUGGAUUCAGGAACGUCUCUCCCAAAAAGGCAUUGAGCUCAGUCUCCCGAAAUCCAAAGUGCUUUUCCCGGAAGGUCUUUGCAUGUCCUCUUUGACAAACGACGAACAGCAACAAUUGACGAAAAUUGGUCUGUCAGUUGCUGAAGGUGGCAUGCCAGUUGUCGGGAUCCCAGUAGGAACAGAGGAGUUCCAGAGGAAUUUCGUUUCCAAAAUCGCCCGUGGUGACCCGGCGGAAUUGAUACUCCGCCUAGCAACGCUUGACGACCCUCAAGCCAGCUAUCAACUGCUGCGUUUAUCUGGUGUGCCACGUUUGUUCCAUCUGCUGAGGACGAUUGCACCGUCUAUCACCAACUCUGCCGCAAAAAUACAUGACAACAUGAUGAUGUGGGCAAUGAGUAAGAUCGUCCUUGGCAAGAUGGCCGACAGCAUGAGAAUACCAACGGUCAAAGAGGUACGCGCAGACCCGACGAAGAGCGAGGAGGUAGAUUUCUUCAAAGGGACAGCUCGGGCGCAGGUGCACCUACCCAUGCGAGAAGGAGGACUAGGAAUCACGAGCAAUGUUCUCAUUCGAGAAUCGGCUUUUGUGGCAGGGCAAGCGCUGGUGUUCUCCAAGUCAGUGCAAGCAUCGACAGGAUACACAGUUGAGCAAUGUCUACCCCGGCUUGCCCAGCUACCGACAGGAUUGGCUCUGAUUGACUCGCUGAAGAAGCUAGAGGAAAUCAUCACCAAAGACAAGCUUGAAAAAGCUGUUGGGCAGUCAUGGGCUAAACUUGCCACAAGUGAUGAGUUAACCCCCGCCCUCAAAGGAGUUUACUUGUUGGAAGCAGGGAAGGCGGGAAAACCCCGUGAAGAUGGAAACCCUGACGUAGAACAUCAACCACCGUCUACCUUCAGCCGAAAUGAAUUUGGUCAACACUACCAAGUCUUUGGAGCCCAAGCUCUCCUUUCGAAACCUCUUCAUGCAGCAGUGCGCCACAUGGUGGAGACAGACUUGCAGAAAGUAGUAGGCGAGGAAACGCCAAAGAAGAGGGCGUUGAUCCGCUUGGAGGAAGCGAAAGGCAAGGGAGUUUUGUCGUGGUUGACAACGCAAGGGUUGUCAGCAGAUGAAAGAAUGCUGCCUGAUCUAUAUCGAGAGUCAAUCGGUCGUGUACUGGGGAGUCACGAUCGAGCAGACUGCAACACAGGCAAACUUUGUGGUGCAGGUGCAUUGUUACCAUGCAAGGACCGCUUGAGCCGAGCCCACUCCCUCGUCUGCACCAAGACCGGCGCCUCAACCUUCCUCCAUAACAGGAUGGUUCGAGUGGUCCUCAAGACACUGCGCGAGUGCCAUAUGCCCAUCGCCGUUGAGGAUUCUUCCCCUUUUACCACAGGCACUGGUAGGGGAAAGGGGCUAUACAAGAUGGAUUUGGUAAUCCCCCCAGGAUUACACGCAGGAGAGAAGGAAGAGGACCUCUGCACCAAGUCCAUUCUGAUCGACGUAACAAUCGUCAACCCAUCAGCAGGUCGAAGCAUCGACAAGUCGAUCCUUAAGCCAGGAUCAGCCCUCGAAGAUCGAGCUGCAAGUAAGGCAAAUCACUAUGCGGGAACUUUCAACCCGUCUAGAUCUACCCUCCUUACUGCUGCUUUUUCAACGAAUGGUGGUCUUGGCAAAGGCACCAAUCGACUCAUCGUUGCUAUCGCCAACCACUUGGCGCACGAAGCUUUUUGCCGGGAAAAUUUUGACGACGAGAGGGCCUUAGUUCGCCUGAAAGCUUUUCAUACUAACAGGAUUCGGAGACGGUUUACCUUCGAGCUAGCUCGUUUUCUGUCGAUGCGAACUCGCGAUGUGUUCAAACGUCAUGGGCUACUGAUCGACCAACUUCCACCAGGGCCAAUCGGUUGGGAUCUCUGCGACAACGAUAGUAGUGAGGGGCUAGGGAAGAACUGCCCAGAGAUUCUUCUUGUCGAAAUGAGGAUCAGAAUGAUGGUAGCGAAAACAAGGAGGACACUGGUGAAAGUACUCCUAAACGAACUCGAGUACUAG